AUGGUCCACAUUCUGAGGCUCUCGGCCCUAGUUCUUUGUGCUGGCCAUGGGGUUCUUGGUGAUUCGAUAACCGUGGAGGGUCCGGGUGUCAAGUUCGUUGGUCUGCAAAACAAGACUUCUAUGAUCAACACUUUCAUGGGCAUCAGGUAUGCUCAAGCACCAACUGGAGAUCGGAGGUGGAGAGCACCAGUGCUGGUUGAGUACAAUAACGAUGUUAAUACACCUUUGCAACUCAUUGACGGAAUACGGCCGGGUCCUCUGUGUGUCCAAUCCACUCCAUACUGGGGCUUGGAGGGCGCAACAGCAGCUGCUCGGGUACGAAAGCGACAAGACAAUGGAGAUGAAUCCGAAGACUGCCUUUUGUUGAACAUCCAAACACCCAUGCUACCUAAAUACCAGAGACUGCCUGUCCUCGUAUACAUACAUGGGGGAGGUUAUCUCGCUGGUGGUCAAAUUGCAAGCACUGGAGAUAGUCUUGUCGGCCAGUCGAAUGGGACAAUGAUCUUUGUAGGACUGCAAUACAGACUAGGACCGCUUGGCUUUCUAUCCGGAAACGAUGUUAAGAAGGAUGGGACAGCCAAUGCUGGCCUCCUGGAUCAGAGAAUGGCUCUCAAGUGGAUUCGAUCCAACAUCCACAUAUUUGGGGGCGAUCCCAACCGCGUUACUAUCUCUGGGGGCAGCGCGGGAGGGGGAUCUGUCACUAUGCAGAUGGUGAUGUACGGUGGAUCAGAGGAAGCACCAUUUCAAGCAGCGAUUCCAGAGUUUCCGUGGUGGACCCCGCUAUACGACAACGGGUGGCAGCAACAACAGUAUCGAGAGUUCUUGAGGGCAGCUAGAUGCUCUUCAUUGAAGUGUUUGCGAGACGCCUCACUUUCCCGCAUACGUUCAGCUACAGAGACUGCAUUCAAAACAGCCUAUCACCACAAGGAUUACGCGUUCGGGACAUUUUACUGGGGACCGGUGGUCGAUGGACACGUCAUCCCCGACCAUCCUGCUCGCCAAUUUAGAAAUGGGCAUUUCACGAAAGUUCCCGUCAUGACGUAUCGAAACUUUGACGAAGGAUUUCUGUUCACCAAUUUCUCACUAGCGUCAGAAAGCGAGGUUAUGUCUGAUCUCACCUCUCUAUGGCACGACUCGGACGGCUUCUUUGCUGAGACUGUAUCGAUGCUCUAUCCUACGAGUCUUUACAAUCGAACCCAUCUCGACGCCUUGACUAUUUACUCGGAGGCUCGGGAGGCUGGGAUUCUGGAAUACCCUCUUUCGGACUCUUUCGUGAAGCGGUCCGCCAUUAUUGGCGACGCUCUAGUGAAUUGCCCAACCAGACAUAUUGCUAGGUCAGUAGUCAAGUAUGGUCAACCGGCCUACAAGCUCGUCUUCGACGCAGGCUACCAGUUUCACGGAACUACGGAUUAUUAUCUGUACAGUAGUGUGACGAAUGCCGAUGGCUCGAAUGAAGGAACGUUCUCUUUCCCUGGCAACGCGACCUUGGCCAACAUCAUGCGAGGCUACUACAUUUCCUUCGCUCUCAAUCAUGACCCCAACGGUGAUGGUGAUAAAACAGCGAAACCUUCGUGGCCUAAAUAUCAAGAGGAAGACUCCAAAGUUCUUUGGGUCGGGUACACAGAUAUCGAAGGUCGCGCUGAUCCAGACAACUCGGCCAAUUGCCAGUUUCUGCUGAACACACGUGGUACCAACUGCGGCCUGAUUGAGGACUGGUAA
Colletotrichum gloeosporioides is the source of this 1719-nucleotide messenger RNA. RefSeq names its product Lipase 1. The record is from RefSeq and is a predicted model, not a curated record. The transcript is spliced from 5 exons. The coding region runs from base 1 to 1719 and encodes 572 amino acids. NCBI's taxonomy places the organism in Eukaryota, Fungi, Ascomycota, Sordariomycetes, Glomerellales, Glomerellaceae.